GUGUCAUUAAUCACAAGAAAGACAAGCCGCACCUGAACUCUGCCCUAUUGAACCUCCUGACUAUAAGACUGGAAGAUAUUUACCCAGCCUCUCGAUCCUACUUUGCUCUUAAACCCUAGCCGUUCUCUUAGAUUUUUUAGAUUUUCUUCUCAAAGUGGGUAUAAAUGGCAUUCUGUAACAAAUUUGGGAGCCUGGUGAGGCAGAGCGUUUCCCAGAAUGGUCAAGUUCAAAUGGCCUCUAUGUUGAAUUCUAUUCGCUGCAUGUCAUCAAACAAGCUUUUUGUGGGAGGUCUUUCGUAUGGGACUGAUGACCGGUCUCUAAAGGAUGCUUUUUCUGGGUUUGGUGAAGUGAUUAGUGCAAGGGUUAUCACUGAUAGAGAUUCUGGAAGGUCAAGGGGAUUUGGGUUUGUUGACUUCUCAAACGAUGAGUCUGCAAGUGCAGCAUUGUCAGCAAUGGAUGGCCAGGAAUUACAAGGACGAAGCAUUCGAGUGAGUUAUGCCCAAGAUAGUUCUCGUGGUCCACGAUCUUUCAACAACAACAAUUUUCGCGGGAAUGGAAGGUUUGGGGAUGAAAAUGGUUGCUAAGAAGUUGUCACCAUCAAUGUACUGCCCUGUAGCUAGUUAUUACUGGUUCAGAAUGUAGUUCUCUUAUUUACUUUAAUUGUAUUUGCUCAACUUGAGCGUGGCAAUUGCCUUUCUGACGUGGGCUUGGUAAGUUUAAAUCUGGAGAUAUUGUUUUUGUUGUUUUGCAUGCCCUGCUACAGAAGCACAUUUGAUUAAAUGGUUCACUGGAGGGAAUUUGCAUGACUUGGGCUUGCAAUACGGUAGAGGGCUCUUAACUGCAAGAGGGAGAUUUCUUUUGCAGUCUUUGGGAAAUAAAUGGUUUCCUAUGAGCAUUGCCUUAGUGCAGUUAUGAUGUUCCUGCCAGAACCAUCAAUUUUUAUUGUUGGUUGCAGUUGUGUUUUUGUUUUUAGCUUUGCUAAUGGUGGAGUGAAUUAAUAUUUUCUUA
Molecule: messenger RNA, 1008 nt
Organism: Hevea brasiliensis (rubber tree)
Lineage: Eukaryota; Viridiplantae; Streptophyta; Magnoliopsida; Malpighiales; Euphorbiaceae
Product: glycine-rich RNA-binding protein 2, mitochondrial
Exons: 5
Coding region: 165-584 (139 amino acids)
Molecular function (GO): RNA binding
Source: RefSeq, a predicted model, not a curated record